This is a messenger RNA of Armigeres subalbatus, 940 nucleotides long. RefSeq lists its product as uncharacterized. NCBI's taxonomy places the organism in Eukaryota, Metazoa, Arthropoda, Insecta, Diptera, Culicidae. The transcript is spliced from 2 exons. The coding region runs from base 121 to 867 and encodes 248 amino acids. The record is from RefSeq and is a predicted model, not a curated record.
AUCCCUUCCAUUGACAUGAAUGCCGAACAACGAAUGUGAUAAUUUCUACACAUUAUAUAUAAUCUGCUUGGCACAAUUGCUCAUCAUUUAGUUUUAAUCCGUAUAUCACACCAGAUCAAAAUGUUCAAAAUAGUAUGCAUAUUGGCUCUAACAGUCACCGUUGUCAUUAGUUUGCCAGUGGACUCCACAACGGAAUCUAAAGGUUUGAAUCGACCUUCACCAAUCAACCCAGAAGUCAUCAGUGAUCCAAAGCCCAAAGAAGUAUCCACAAGCUCUCCUGAAAAAACUACAUCGACUGAAGAAAGCCACAUCCAAAAAAUCCCAGCAACAGGGGCUAAGUUAAGUUCUGAGGUAGACCAAACCAAGCCGACACAAAGAAGAGGAAAUAGACGGGAUCGAACCAGGAGCACUACAACCACUACUACCACACCAAAAAACCUUUCCGAGGAAACAAGUGAGCCUUCCAAAGCUCCAGAAACGACCAAGAAAGUGAAACGAGCAGUGGAAUCCUCUGAAGGUGCGACAACCCGUUCGGCGAGUACGACACGUGCUCCAAUUAUAAGCAGCGCCGAUGAGAAUGAUAACACACCGCCACACUUUGUACGACCGAUUCCAGUAGAACAGAUUCUGAAGAACGUUCACGAGGCCCCGAAGCAGCAUGAACCAUCCGUUUCAUUACACGAUCAUGUGACUUCGGCAGCACCAAUCACUGACGAGUCAGAUGACAGUGAGGAUAAACCCGAGGAUAAACCUAAGAGCGCUGCUAGUGGAAGGAAACCACUUCACGGAUACAAGAAGAAGCAGGAAGAACAACCAUCGGACGCGGAAGAGGAUAAUCCUUCGGAUGAAGACAAAAAAGAUCAGUGAAUUACGUGGCUUGUAAACGUGUGAUAUGUUGUGAUGUAUUAAUUGAAAAAAUGGAAUACAUAUUUUGUAUUUA